Molecule: messenger RNA, 522 nt
Organism: Malassezia japonica
Lineage: Eukaryota; Fungi; Basidiomycota; Malasseziomycetes; Malasseziales; Malasseziaceae
Exons: 2
Coding region: 1-522 (173 amino acids)
Source: RefSeq, a predicted model, not a curated record
AUGUACUGUCUGCGGUGGUGGCUGCCCGUCUUUCUGCUGCCGCUGCCUGCGGCGCCGCCGCUGUUCUUGUUCCUGUUCAUUGCGAGCUACUUGAUGCAGACGCGCCCAUGCAUGUACUGUGGCGUGAUCAUCGCCCUGCUCUUCCUCACAUCGUGCUACUGGCACACGCCUUCGGAGCCGGUGCAGUGGGCCUUGUCGGUGCCGUACGCCGACACACGCAUCGGUUUCGGUAUGACGCGCGUGCUGCAAUGGCUCGGGAAGGUGUCUGCACCGACCGCUGCCCUCGCACCGGAUGCGCCGCUGCCGGACAGCGCGCCGUGCGCGUGGUGCUGGACCGAUCUGGCGCUGAGCAAAGGACGCAGCCUGUUUGGCCUGAUUCCUCGGCCACCGUCGUGCGUAAGCGGCACGACGUGUGCGGCCGUGGCCACCGAUACCCCUUCCUCCUCCCACUGGUUCCUCGGCGUGCCGGGGACCAAGCUCGGCUUUGCCCUUGAUUGGAGUGUGCUUCUGCCGCAAAAGUAG